GGGUGUCAACCACAAUAUGGUGCCAACUGAUCAACAAAGCGACGAAUGGGUUAAUGUAAUCCCUAGUCUGAAAUGGGCGGAGAUUCCAGCUGGGACGCGAACCGGACCAACCGAGAAAGCAACUCAAAUCUGGGAAAGAAAGUCACUGCUGGGCUCGUAUGCAUUUAUUUAUCUAUCGGGAUCUGCGGUUCACUUGUGCAUACAGUUUGACCGUGUCGUGAAAUCGAUGGAGAAGUUUUGGAGUUGCUGUCAGCUAUGGGUGAAGUAGUCGAGACGUGGAAGGCUGUAGAGGGAAACUCAGCGGACCGGAGUUUAAGAAGCGGAUCAACAGGACUGUGCGGAGCGCUGGCUUUCUGCAUACUUUAAAACAAUGGAAAACUGUCCCUGCCUUUACACGGAUCCCUCUGUAUGAGCCGACAAAUAAACAGCUUCAGUGGCGCUGAGAUGGUCUAAGCACACUUUGCUGUUGUGGUUUGCACUGAUCAACAGGACUAAAGCCAACGAGAGGUCUGAUGGUAAAGUAAUAAAUCGGUGUCAUCUGCGAAUAGAGAUAGAAAUCCGUUGAUAAACACGCCGAGUGGCACCAUGUGGAGCCCGGGGACGUGGAUGUGGCGAGCGGCUCUGUGCUGCGUGCUUCUGGAAACAUUUCUGCACACUGCUAGAGGUCUUAACAUGUGUAUGAGUGGCAGCGCUACGUCCUGUGAAGAAUGCCUCCUGAUUCACCCCAGUUGCGCCUGGUGCGCGCAAGAGGAUUUUGGGAGGGGGCGGACUCUGACGUUACGGUGCGAUUUUAGUCAAAACCUGCAGAAGAGGGGCUGCGAGGCGCGGUUCAUCGAGUACCCCACCAGCAGCAUUUCUGUCCUGCAGAACAUGCCCCUGAGUUCUAAAGGGUCCGGGUCGACCCAGUACGAUGUCGUCCAGAUUAUGCCUCAGAAGAUCUCUCUCAGUCUGCGGCCGGGAGACCAGACGUGGUUUGGGCUGCAGGUGCGGCAGGUGGAGGACUACCCAGUGGAUCUCUACUACCUGAUGGACCUCUCUCUUUCCAUGAAAGAUGAUCUGGACACUAUCCGUAACUUGGGUACCAAGCUGGCCCAGGAAAUGGGCAAGCUCACCAGCAACUUCAGGCUGGGCUUUGGUUCCUUUGUGGACAAAAACAUGUCCCCCUUCUCCUACACAGCACCCAAGUAUCAGGAGAACCCGUGCAAUGGAUACAAAUUGUUCCCCAACUGUGUCCCCACCUUCGGUUUCCGCCACAUCCUCUCACUGACAGAUAAAGUGGACCGUUUUAACGAGGAGGUGCAGAAGCAGAUGGUAUCUCGCAACCGGGACGCACCAGAGGGCGGAUUUGACGCCAUCCUGCAGGCUGCUGUUUGUAAGGAGAAGAUAGGUUGGAGAAAGGAGGCCUACCACCUGCUGGUGUUUGCCACAGACGAUGUGCCUCACCUCGCUCUGGACGGCAGGCUGGGAGGCCUUGUCCAGCCCCACGAUGGACAGUGUCACCUCAAUGACGAGAACGAGUACAGCGCUUCCACAAAGAUGGACUAUCCCUCUCUGGCUCUUCUGGGGGAGAAACUGGCAGAAAAUAACAUCUUUCUCAUCUUUGCAGUGACAAAACGGCUGUAUGUUAUUUAUAAGAAUUUCACUGCACUCAUACCUGGAACUACAGUAGAAAUCCUGGACCAGGACUCUAAGAAUGUAAUUCAGCUGAUCAUCGCAGCUUACAAUAACAUCCGUUCUAAAGUGGAGCUGUCAGUGUGGGAUCACCCAGAGGACAUCAGCCUCUCCUUCACUGCCACCUGUCAGGAUGGAAAGCCGCUGCCAGGCCUCAGGAAGUGUGCUGACUUGAAGAUAGGCGACACUGUAUCAUUCAACGUGAGUGUGGAGGCGAGGAGCUGCCCUCCCCGUGGCACUGACCAGAGCUUCACCAUCAAGCCGGUGGGGUUCAAAGACCGUCUGGAGGUGGCUGUGGAUUAUCAGUGUGACUGCGGCUGCAGCCGGACAGCACAAACCAACAGCAGCAUCUGCAGCUCCAUCGGAACGUAUAACUGUGGGACUUGUCACUGUGAGCCGGGCUACCUGGGCGCCCGCUGUGAGUGCCAAGAGGGCGAAGCCAGCAGCAUGUACAUCAGCGGCUGCCGGGAGGCCGAGGGCAAGCAGAUCUGCAGCGGACGAGGAGAGUGCAGCUGCAACCAGUGUCUGUGCUAUGAGUCUGAGUUUGGCAAGAUUUACGGCAGCUUCUGCGAAUGUGACGACUUCUCCUGUGCCCGACACAAAGGCAUCCUCUGCUCAGGUCAUGGAGAAUGUCACUGUGGGGAGUGUAAAUGCCACGCUGGUUACGUUGGCGACAACUGUAACUGCUCUAUAGAGACGUCGUCCUGCAUUUCAGACGACGGGCAGAUGUGCAGCGGCCGAGGCAGCUGUGUGUGCGGCCGCUGUCAGUGUACUGAGCCGGGGGCUUUUGGAGAUACCUGUGAAAAAUGCCCCACCUGCCCCGAUGCCUGUGGCACUAAAAGGGACUGCAUCGAGUGCCGGCUUUUCAACUCAGGACGGCUUGCAGAUAACCAGACUUGCCAGCGCCUGUGCAAGGAUGAAAUCAUCACUGUGGAGACCCUCAAAACGGAGGACCCCGGCGCUGUGCUUUGUCUGUAUAAGACAGACAACGAUUGUGUCAUGAAGUUCACAUAUUCAGAGCACGCCAGCGGACAAUCCAUCCUCACAGCUCUAAAAGAGCCAGAGUGUGGUGGUGGGCCAGAUGCUAUGGUAGUGCUGCUUGCAGUGGUCGGCAGCAUCCUGCUGGUGGGAGUGGUGCUGCUCGCUGCCUGGAAGUUAGUCAUCACUAUUCAUGACCGGCGAGAGUUUUCACGCUUCCAGAGCGCACGCUCACGUGCCCGAUACGAGAUGGCCUCCAACCCUCUGUACAAGCAGCCUGUCUCUACACAUUUUGUAGAAACAGAUUUCAACAUGUAUGGGAAGUCCUACAACGGAGGGGUCCACUGAUCCCUCAGCACAGGGCACGGCAGGACCGGUCCAACGACCAGAUCCCUAGAGGACGGGCUGAGGUGGACGGCGGACUGAACACACUCGUCCCUCUGCACGGUUCACAACUGAUAACAGAAGUGAAAUGAACUAGACUGUGUCCGAGGGGGGAAUCUGUGGCCUUUUUAUCUUUAUUGGAGGAGAUUCAAGCCUACCACAGAGACGUGAUGUGACUCCUUUUUUCUUCAUCUGUGUCCGCAGCGGCAGUCGGUGGAGGAGCAAUGAAGCAGGAACUCCUAGGUCUCAUUUAGAGAGAGAGAAAGAGAGAGUAGAGUUAGCCGUGAGUUUGUUUGCAGUUUCACAAGAUAAACAAACCAUAACUCCAAACACAUGAAACCACCACUCAUUCUUUGCACAGAGCAGGCAGGACAUUGGCUUAUAUUUGUAUAUUUUUAUACACUAAAAAUGCCUUUUUUUUAGUAAACUAUGCACCCAACGGGACUCUGAACAAUUUGAAUUUCACUCCACAUCAGAUAAUUUCAAAUUUGCAGGAUUAUUAAAAAGCACAUAUGAUGUUGUGGUACUACUAACAUUUACUAAGCAAUAGACUUCUUACCUUCAUUUUGCACAGAAGAUAUUAAGAGUCAAAUCUCGUAAAGAUUUAAAUUUUCCUUUGUUUUGUGUGUGUGUGUUUGUUAUUGUAUGCUCCAAUUGCACUCCUUUCUCUUAUCCCCCCCAAAAAGCCUCUGAACCCUUAAAGGAUAAGGCUGGUGUAACUCUGUAUUUGUCUUUUAACAAAUGCCAUCAAAAGACCAAAACCAACACUGUGGUAGUCUCUAAUACUUUCAGACUUCUCCACCGUGUCUGUGGCACUCAGAUUCAAGCUCAUUUGUUCCUACUGAAGACAAAUCUUUAAAAUGUGUCAGAAAUAUAAAGUUACAUUUUUCUAAAAGCAAUUUGCUAAAACACAGUGGCAAACAUCACUUAAACAGGAGGAAACGGUGAGUUUGUUGGAGACUAUUUUCAGCAACAGAUUAAUACACAUUUGGAGCUCUAGUGAGUAUUUACAGUUAAGGUGAAACAAUUAUUAAUUGAUUAAUUAAUUAGUCAAUUACCAGAACAUUGAUCUGCAACUAUUUCCAUAAUGGAUUAUCAUCUAAGUCUUUUUUUGUGUUUUUUUUUCUCAAAAACACCAAAUAUUCUCUAGUUCCAGCUUCAGGAGUCAGCGCCAGUAUUUGCUGUAUUUCCCUGUUUUGUAUCACUAGUGCAGAGCCCGUUCAAAACGUGCCUGUUCGGAACGGGCAGAUUGCUUGGCCUUCAGUAUUGAUGCUUGCAGCUUUCUGGAGAACCGCUCAUCCAAAACGACUUCACACUGCGCUUCCUUGGGUCCUCAGCAAUACACCCUCCAACUGUGAAGUUGAUCGGAUGAACGCUUGUUGAGAAAAUCGAAGGACAGACAGACAGACAGACAGACAGACAGACAGACAGAGAUUUGGACUGUUGGUCGGACAAAACAAACACUGAAGAUGUCACCUUGGGCAUUAGGAAAUUGGGAUAAGCAUUUUUUUUUUUUUUACUUUUUCAGACAUUUUGUUGACCAAACGAUUAAUCAAGAAAAUGAUUGGUAGAUUAAUCUGUAAUGAAAAUAAUUGGCUCAUUUAAGUGUUUUUAGUAGUUUUUGCACAACAACGGAGCUCUAUGGCACAGAGGAAUAAGUAUUAGGCUUUGGAUACACAGACAAUACUUGUUAGUAGCAUCAAUUCAUUGUUGGUUUUGGUCUUUUCGUCAAUUUUGUUGACAAUAAGAAAAAUAUGAAAUACCACCAGCCUCUGAACCCUUAACAACACAUCAGAAUCAGAGAUGGGUUGUUGAAUGCUGUAUAUUCAGCACUGUGGUAACUGCCUUAAAGCAUUCUCGUAUGAUAAAGUCGAUUUGUUACAAAUAUAGUCACUGGCGAUGCAGAGUAGAUCACCUCUAACUUGGAAUAGAAACACAUGCAGUACUUUGAGUUAAUGUGGAUUUGGGCAUACAAUAUGACUGGCUGCUACAUUAUAAAGUCCCUGUGAUGCUGUGUCCACCCUGCCUGCAGUGGGAGUGGGUGGAAACACUGAGAAACCUCAAAGGAUAGUGUCCAGAGUCAUAAAUCUACCGUCACUGUUCCCACAGGAAGAGGCAGAGUCUGAACCGUCACAGGGAAAUCUGACAGUACGAAAUGCUACAGAUGGGUUGAGCCUGGGCGACAAAGAAGGGUGCUCUGAGGCCUUUUUUGUGAUGGUCUCAGAGUAAAUUGGCAGGGACUUGGAGUUUGUAUGUGUGUUUGAGUGAAAAGAGUGUAUGUAAAUAAUAAUACAUGGGUAUGUAUGUACAUACAGUGCCAAAUGAAAUGAAAAUGUUUUGACUUGGCUUGGCUGUGUGUCUUGGCACAGUUUACUAAAACUCACGCACCCACACCUUUUUCAGCUUACACAUGAACCUUUAGUAUAAAGUUCUCCCUGUACAGUUGUGAACAUUUUCACUUGGAUGAACAGUUCACAAAAGGAUUCACGCCACUACAUGUUUAUGUAAUACUGCACACAGAGCAAGAACAUUAAAUUUGCUUAUGUCAAAAGCCA
Molecule: messenger RNA, 5588 nt
Organism: Siniperca chuatsi (mandarin fish)
Lineage: Eukaryota; Metazoa; Chordata; Actinopteri; Centrarchiformes; Sinipercidae
Gene: itgb5
Product: integrin, beta 5
Exons: 16
Coding region: 586-2997 (803 amino acids)
Biological process (GO): cell-matrix adhesion; cell adhesion mediated by integrin; cell migration
Cellular component (GO): cell surface; focal adhesion; integrin complex
Molecular function (GO): integrin binding
Source: RefSeq, a predicted model, not a curated record